GUUGUUUUGUUUUUCCGUGUUUUGGUGGGAGAUGUCUGGCCGUGGUAAGCAGGGCGGCAAGGCGCGCGCCAAAGCUAAGUCGCGCUCUUCCCGCGCCGGCCUUCAGUUCCCCGUGGGCCGCGUGCAUCGGCUGCUCCGGAAAGGCAACUAUUCGGAGCGCGUGGGAGCUGGCGCGCCGGUCUAUCUGGCGGCGGUGCUCGAGUACUUGACGGCUGAGAUUCUGGAGUUGGCGGGCAACGCGGCGCGCGACAACAAGAAGACGCGCAUCAUCCCGCGUCACCUGCAGUUGGCAAUCCGCAACGACGAGGAGCUCAACAAGCUGUUGGGCCGCGUGACCAUCGCUCAGGGCGGCGUCUUGCCCAACAUCCAGGCCGUGUUGUUGCCCAAGAAGACGGAGAGCCACCAUAAGGCUAAGGGCAAGUGAGGCCGCGUCGGACGGUAACGGCCCUGCGCGCCGAGGGCUCCCUGACACCAAAGGCUCUUUUCAGAGCCACCCACAGUCUCCAGAGAAGAGCCUCACUGACCGUGUUUCUGUGCGCACCAGCAGCAGGCUAGGCGCACGGGGAGCCAGCCUUAGCAAGAUACGGGGCGCGCCUAGGCGCACGGUGAGUUGGGGUUGUGUGUUUGCUGCAGGGAAUGCUCGUGACUACCUUUGCUCGAAUCACCUAUCCACCUCUCCUGGGGUUCUAAUCCCACUCAUCCUGAAGGUAUCCCUGUCAUAACGGAUGACAGGCUAUCUUUGGCUCCUGAAAGUCAGUCGGUUACAUUUAGACACCCAAUGUCUCCUGGACAACCAGGUAGAUUAACGUGAUACUAGAAGUAUUCGUAAUCUUUAGGGAGAAUGUGUCAUUUGGGAUUUUGAUAGGUAGACCUAAUGAUUUACUGUUAAAACAUGAGUGCUUGAGAGACUUCAAAUUGCAAAGCUUUUAAAAGAACAUGAGGUGCAUUGGAAUUAUGAUCUAGUUUAUGGGAUUGGAAAUUCUUCUAAGGUCUUGGGAAGGGUUUGUGCGCUAGAUUUUCAACAUUUAAAAAGAAUCAAAUUGUAUUUUUAAAGUUGUCAAGUUUUAAAGGAAAUUUUAUUGUAAAUAAGAUAGUUGUUAAAGGAAUUCCGUACGUUUGAUUUGGGUCAGGCAUACGUUAAUCAGAGGCCCUUAAAUUGCUUGUUAAAAUCAGAGAAAAAUUUAUACUUCGAGUUUGAUAAGGAAAACCAUGUUUGUGAAUUAAGUACAUUUAAAAUGAAUAUUGUUGGAACCAGAUUAAUACAUAUGUGGGUGUUUAAGAUGACUGAACUCCACAUUCUGUUAUAAACCAGGGUUGGAAAGUUCCAGAGAUGCCCCUGGCAAAAUUAACUGAGAAAUGAGAACAUGUAAUAGCGUCUGUCUAAGGGAGGAGGAGCAAUUAAAUGGUUAAGCCAUGAUACUCCUUUAAAAAACAAUGCCUGGCACAAAAUAAGAGCUGAGUACGUGUUAGUCUUGUCAUUAUUAUCCUUACUGUUUUGAUUAAUUUUUUAUUAUAAUCGUCAAUACUGGCCAAUAAGACAAUUCAGGAAUGUAAGACAUGAAAAUUGUCUACUCCAACCAGGGCUCCCUGGACACCAUCGGGAGCUAACCACGUGUGUGCCAGGCUUUAGAAAAUAUCCUUGUGCUAUGAAACUUUCACACCAAAAAUUGGUAGAAGUGCUCUGUCCAUGUGGAUGAAAACAACACUGGUAUCCCACACAGUGUAGACAGACACCAGGACCCACGUUGUCCAGUGGGCUCCAUUCAGUGAACUGCACUGCAAGGACUUUCCAGAGAUCACAGAGCCUUCUGGAGAUCUUGCCAUUGUGUUUUCAGCCUUCAGUUCCAGCUUAAAUCUGUGUUUAUGCGUUAAUAUUGAGGUAGAUCAUUGUAUAAUCUUCAAACUCCUCGGUAGUAUUUAAGAAG
This is a messenger RNA of Diceros bicornis minor, 1925 nucleotides long. Its product is annotated as histone H2A type 3. Gene Ontology annotation, cellular component: nucleosome. The record is from RefSeq and is a predicted model, not a curated record. Bases 32 to 424 code for a protein of 130 amino acids. NCBI's taxonomy places the organism in Eukaryota, Metazoa, Chordata, Mammalia, Perissodactyla, Rhinocerotidae. Gene Ontology annotation, molecular function: DNA binding; structural constituent of chromatin; protein heterodimerization activity. The transcript has a single exon.